Fulvia fulva is the source of this 897-nucleotide messenger RNA. RefSeq lists its product as uncharacterized. The record is from RefSeq and is a predicted model, not a curated record. The transcript has a single exon. Bases 1 to 897 code for a protein of 298 amino acids. Lineage: Eukaryota; Fungi; Ascomycota; Dothideomycetes; Mycosphaerellales; Mycosphaerellaceae.
AUGAUUCCAGAACGAUCCGGUCCAGGCGACUUAGACCCCAAAGUCAGCAUACCGCUGCAGAACAAUGCAAUCCUGGACAAACAGGAUAUUUGCUGCCUCACAUACAAUAAUCCAUAUCCUCCCAUCGCGGCACGAAAGCUCCAAGCAGUAUCAAGGUCAGCAGCAUCCAUGAAGACCAUCAAGUAUCGACACAUCCGCGAGAAAUAUGGUGGUACAUUCUCAAACUAUGCUCUAACCUCUCCAAUCGGUACCAGGAAUUGUCUUACCUGCGUUGGAGUCUACUUCCCUGUAAGCGACCAGGAGUGCUUUGUAGCGCACAUCAACGCCGCUGUCAUCCCCGAGGAUUAUCUGGACUACAAGGACGAGUAUGGAAACAACUACAUGACUCCUCGCGACUGCGAAAGUGCCGAAGAGGAAGAAGGCAUUCGGAACAUGGUCUCCGAGAAGCUUAAGCAGGCUGCUAAAGCAGGUGGCUGGAAAGCGACUGGAGUCGACAGGACCGGGGUCAUAGUGGUGUGCUCAGAAUAUGAUGGCGAAGCAAAAGUGGGCAAAGUCGUCGUUCAGGCUAUCAGAAACUUCCUGGGUAUGGGCGAUGAACUCAAGGUGCACGACCAAUGCCACGGCUUUGUGGUGGAUGUGAGCGGCGGUCCGCCUCUGCUGCUGGAGGAGAAGGACUUUCCUGGAGUGAUUGAUAUGCUGGACGAGGACGUGGAUGGGGUGUGGGAGCAGUUAGUCAACGGUGAGGUUCUUCGCUUCGAAGCCGAAGACCUUCCGGUUACCAAAGACGUUCUAGUCAAAGGCCUUCUAGUCAAAGGCGUGGGUGAUUGGGAGGUCUUCUUCAGGGAUGGGGCUAUUCCCAUGGUGAAGCGCAAGCUCUUGGUGCAAGACACAACUUGA